This is a messenger RNA of Triplophysa rosa, 1172 nucleotides long. RefSeq names its product transmembrane protein 205 (gene tmem205). The transcript is spliced from 4 exons. Bases 114 to 680 code for a protein of 188 amino acids. The record is from RefSeq and is a predicted model, not a curated record. NCBI's taxonomy places the organism in Eukaryota, Metazoa, Chordata, Actinopteri, Cypriniformes, Nemacheilidae.
ACACGCCCCCUGUCUGACGUUACGGAAGUCUUGCAACGCGCUUUUGACAUUAGUUAGUAACGGAACAUAAAGUCAACGCGUGAAUAAGUGGAUCCCAAACCUGAUCGAUCGUGAUGGGUACUGAGGGGGAUCCAACUGAUUUGGUAAAGGUGCUUCACCUUUUGGUGAUCUCAUUCACCUGGGGAAUGCAGGUGUGGGUGUCUUUCAUAGCAGGAUUUGUGCUGAUAUCCCAGGUUUCAAUGCACACAUUUGGUCUUGUCCAGAUUAAAUUGUUCCCCUUUUAUUUCUACUGUCUGCUGAGCGGUAAUGCUAUAAAUCUGGCCAUAUAUGCAGUGUAUCAUCCCAGAGAACUGCUAGACUGGCAUGAGGGCAUACAGAUGACUCUGUUUUUUGUGCCCGUGAUCAUGGCCGGUCUGAACGCGCAGUGGUUCGGCCCGUCUGCCACAGAGAGCUUGCUGGUCAUGAGAGAGAUCGAGCAGGAACAUGGGCUGGGGGCUGAAGUGGGCAUGGGCUCCAGCAGGGAAGGAUACACCAAACUCCGCGAGCAGGAUCCGAAAUACAAGGAACACAGAACCACUUUCUAUCGCUUUCAUGGUCUGUCCAACCUCUGUAACCUCUUUGGCUUUAUUUCCACUACCGUUAAUAUGAUUUACCUAGCCCUCCAUUUAGGAACUAUAUGAGCGUUCUUUAUAUGAGUGUUGUGGUCAGUACAAAAGUGUACAUGAAGCAGACGGGUGUAUGUUUUCAAAACAAAAUUCAGUGCCUGUUGUCUUUUAACUUUUUCUUUGUGUGUGUUAUUUGGGCUUGUUGUCUUGAAAACAAUAACACUUAAACGAUGAGAAUUGGUAGAGUACUUUAGGUUGCACGAAAUUAAUCUCAGACUCCAAUAAGUGGAGUGAGCAAAAAUAACCCAGUUCUUUUUAUUUACACUGUCCAUAAAAAUGAUUUGUUGUUUUUUGGAACAUUACUCAUUGUCUUCUAUUAUAUAAAAAAGAAUGCAUUUCUGUCAAUAUUUUAGCAUUGUGUGUUUCCUGGGGGUAAACUUGUUGUAAAACUUAUGAAAGGCCUUUUAUAGAUUUCUUUGUAUAUGAAACGACAUAAACGUUGUAAACGAACAUUUGAUCAUCUUUGUGAACGUAAUGUUUGAACAGUAAACUUAUUUCCUGUCGUCA